Plasmodium reichenowi is the source of this 9330-nucleotide messenger RNA. RefSeq lists its product as hypothetical. Bases 1 to 9330 code for a protein of 3109 amino acids. NCBI's taxonomy places the organism in Eukaryota, Apicomplexa, Aconoidasida, Haemosporida, Plasmodiidae. The record is from RefSeq and is a predicted model, not a curated record. The transcript has a single exon.
AUGAAGUCAAAUGAUAAUUUAGAAAAUAACAUGAAUUUGAGUAUAGGAAAAAUAGAUUUGAGUAAUAUUUAUAUGGACAUAUUACACAUACAUGAAACUCUUGUAAAUCAUAUCCAAACCAUUGUUACACAAGUUUAUAAUUUGAUAGAAAAGACAUUAUGUGAUCACAUCGAAAGAAAUCAAUUGGACAUAUAUAUGUUUCAAGAAAAAUAUAAAGAUAAUAAUAUAAUAGAUGGAGAUAAAGAUAAAAUGAUAAUUCAUUCUUUAAAUAAUUUGAAUAAUAAUUAUUUUGGUAACGAUAUAAAGAAUAAAUUUAUUUUAGAGAAGGUAAAUGAAUGUAUAUUAGAUAAUGAGAAGGAUAAAAAAAAUAAGAUAAAAAUAAGUUCUAAGAAGAAAUAUUUUGAUGAAUUACUAAAUUUUGGUAAUAAAAAUAAAAAUAAAAAUGUAGAAAUAAAAAGAAUAACUAGUUCAAUAUGUACAUAUAAAAAUGGCGUUGAUGAUGAACAUGAAAAUGAUAAUGAUGAUAAUGAUUAUGAUGAUGAUAAUGAUUAUGAUGAUGAUAAUGAUUGUGACGAUAAUAAUGAUUGUGACGAUAAUAAUGAUUGUGACGAUAAUAAUGAUUGUGACGAUGAUAAUAAUUAUGACGAUGAUAAUAAUUAUGACGAUAAUAAUAAUAAUAAUAACGAUAAUAUUAAUAACGAUAAUAAUAAUAACGAUAAUAUUAAUAACGAUAAUGAUGAUAAUUAUGAAUGUAUAAAUAUUGAUGAUAAUAAUCUUAUAAACAGCAUAAAAAUAAGAAACGAUGAAAAUAACAUUCCUUUUAAUAAUAUGUAUACGAGGAAUCAUCACGAUAAUAAUUCUGUGAACUGUUUUAUGAAUAUAAAUAAAAAAACAAAGAAAGUAUAUAAUAAUGAAUAUAAUAAUAAUUAUUUUAGAGAAGAACAAAAAAACAAUUUGUAUGAUAGAAAAAAACAAAAGUAUAAAAAAAAAGCAGAAGAUGUUGUUUAUAAAGUAAUGAAUAAUAAAUGUAUACAAAACGAAAUAUAUGAAAAUAAAAUUAAACUACAAAAACAUAUAGCUCUUUUGGAGCUUAUUAAAUAUGUUAUUUUGUAUUCAAAUACAAAUAUAAAAAAGGAAAAUACAGAAAUAAUAAAAAAAAGGGAAAUUAAGGAAAUUAACUCAUAUCAAAAUGUGAAUGUUACAAAUAAGAGAUAUAAAAAUGACUUGCAUAAAAAUGAAUUGCAUAAAAAUGACUUGCAUAAAAAUGAAUUGCAUAAGAAUGAAUUGCAUAAGAAUGACUUGCAUAAAAAUGAAUUGCAUAAGAAUGACUUGCAUAAAAAUGAAUUGCAUAAAAAUGAAUUGCAUAAAAAUGAAUUGCAUAAGAAUGACUUACAUAAAAAUGACUUGCAUAAAAAUGACUUGCAUAAAAAUGACUUGCAUAAAAAUGACUUACGCACAAAUAACACAUGUUUUAAUGACACUCAUAUGAGUAUAAAUCCUUAUGAUAACCAUUACACAGAAAAAAGCAAAACUGAUUUGAAUCCCUGUGAAUAUGAUAAGAGAAUAAAAGAUGAACAUACAAAUAGUAAUAUUAACUUAUCAAACGUCAAACUUAAAUAUAUUAAUAUUAUAACUUAUUAUAUGGAUUUAUUAUCACCAUUUAAUAAAUGUUAUUCUGAAAAAAAUGGUACAACUAAUGAAGAUCAAAAGAAUUUAAAAACGGUAUGUAAAAAAUUAGAUCAAAUUGUAUUGAAUUAUGAAAGUAUUAUCGACCAAAUUUUAAAAAAAGGAAAUCUAAAUUAUUCUGAUAUAAAUAAAUUGUAUCAAGGUCCUAACGAUAAUAAUAUGGAAGAAUAUUCCUCAUCCCAAUUAAAUGAUGAAAAUCAAUGUGAAAAUAAAAUGGUACAGAAAAAUAUGUGCAUAAAUAUUGAUAACAAAAUAAAUAUGAAGAACAAAAGUAUUCCGUGUGAAUGUACAAAAUGUUUGGAAGGAAUAAUCACAAACAAGUUUAUUGACACCACAAAUAAUAAGAAAAAUAAGAAAAAUAAAAAAAAUAAAAAAAAUGAUGAUAAUAAGAAAAAUAAAAAAAAUGAUAAUGAUAAUAAUAAAAAUAAAAAAAAUGAUGAUGAUAAUAAAAAUUAUGAUGAUAACAUAAAUAAAGAUAAUAACUUAAAUAAAGAUAAUAACAUAAAUAAAGAUAAUAUCAUAAAUAAUGUUAAUAAUAAUAGUAGUAAUAGUUAUAAAAACAGAAAGCACCAUAAUACAUAUAUUAAGUGUUGUCAUGCUUCUCAUUUGUUUUCUACAAAAAUAAAUGUCCAAGGACAUUGUGACAACAAAUGUUCUCAUAAUAUUAAUAAUAAUACACCUGAAAGUAUUGUACAGAACAAUAAAACCAUUUCCGAUAUAAAGCUGAUGAAUAAUACAAAUAUAUCAAUAAAUUGUAACAAAUUAUUAAAUGAGAAUUGUAUAAAAAGCUCAUGUGAUAAAUCCAACUUUCUUAAUACACCAAAUAUAGUGGUGCCUAAAUAUUCUAAUAUUCGUCCUAUUACUCAAAAAGAUUCACUUUCAAAUGAUUUGUUAAGAAAUAAUAAUUUAAGAGAAAAGUACUAUCCACAAAAUGAUAGGAACUAUUAUAAAGAGAAAAGAAACACGAAUUGUAAUAAUGAUGUAGAGAAAAACAUAAAGGAUAAUAUUUUACAUUCAAAAAAACAAUGUAGUCAUUUAAAUAAUGUUGAUUAUGAUUCAGAUAAUAAAUUUAAAAAUGAUAAUACUGAAGGAAUUAAUAAUUUUGAUCAAAAUAAAUAUCAAAAACAUGAUAUGAUACCUUUUUUUAAUGAUGAUCAUAUUGUUAAUUACAGAAAUAUUUCAAGUUCUAAUUAUCACAAUAUAAAUAAUAUUCCUAAUUAUUUCAUACCUUUAAAUAAUAAUGAUGAAAAAAAGAAAUUCUUAGAUACUGAAACAUAUAACUAUAAGAAUAUAAAAAUGAAUAAUAAUGAUAAGCACAUAUAUAAUAACAUAAAUAAUGAUGAUAAGCACAUAUAUAAUAACAUAAAUAAUGAUGAUAAGCACAUAUAUAAUAACAUAAAUAAUGAUGAUAAGCACAUAUAUAAUAACAUAAAUAAUGAUGAUAAGCACAUAUAUAAUAACAUAAAUAAUGAUGAUAAGCACAUAUAUAAUAACAUAAAUAAUAAUGAUAAGCACAUAUAUAAUAACAUAAAUAAUAAUGAUAAGCACAUAUAUGAUAACACAAAUAAUAAUGACAAGUACAUAUAUAAUAACACAAAUAAUAAUGACAAGUACAUAUAUAAUAACACAAAUAAUAAUGACAAGUACAUAUAUAAUAACACAAAUAAUAAUGACAAGUACAUAUAUAAUAACAUAAAUAUUAGUGAAAAAGACAAUGAUGUAAUAUAUCAUGAGAUUGUAAGAAAAUGUUGUAGAAAUAAUACAUGUACCUGUUUCAUUAAUAAUAAUGAUAAUGUGGAUGUGAAUAUUAAUUUAAAAUUAAACAGUGAAGAUAAUUCAUUAGUUUUGUCUCCAUCAUCUUGCUCGAACGAUAAAAGUUUUAUAAAUGACUUUAAUGAGAAUAAGGAUGAUAUGCCAUUUAUAUAUAAUCAAAUUAAUAUAAAAAAUGAUAAACAGGAAUAUGUUAUAUGUGAACCAACAAAAAGUACUCAACACAUAAAUGAAAAGAAUGUUCCAAUAAAUACAUUUAAUAACACGAAUUGUCAUUUUGUGAAAAAUAGGAAUAAAGAGGUUAUUACAACUACAUAUAAUGAUAACAUAAAUAUAUAUGAUCAAAUGAAAAAGAAAAAUAUUAAUCAAUUUGAUGAUCAAACCGUACCCACAUCAUCAAAAAUAUAUUCAGAUCAACAUCAUGUAGAACAUAUAAAUAAUAAAUCAAUUAAUCAAAAUUGUUUAAAUAUAUUGACCGACAAAAAUAUUUAUUAUAAUGAUACCAUUAAGAAAUAUGAAAAUAGAAAGAUGACAACUGAUAAUAUAAGGUAUUCAAAUAUUUGUGCUAUAAACAAUGGACAAAAUAGUUGUAAGCCUAAUGUUAUAGUGAACCAACAAAUAUUUCAUAAAGUGGAUGAGCAUGGAAAUUUUAUAUAUAAUAUGAGAGAUCAUGAGAACAGACAAGACGAUAAGUUGUUAUUAGAUCAACUACACCUUGAUUCAUUAUGUAAGACAAGCGACGGAAGGAACAAAGAACAUUUUGGAACUACACCUCUUUAUCAUCAUGUGUGUAAUAACAAGUUUGUAGAUAAUAGGAACAAUAAUUACAGUGAUGAGGAAAGUACAUACGUAAAUGAAAUUCAUAAUUACAUAAAUAAGGAUAUUAAUUAUAACAACGAAAAGAAUGAGUGUACCCAUCAUAUGAUUAAUUAUAAAAAUGAAAAGAAUGAAUGUACCCAUCAUAUGAUUAAUUGUAACAAUGAUAUGGAUAAUUACAACCAUCAUAUGGUUAAUUAUAACAAUGAAAAGAAUGAAAGUAACCACCACGUGGUUAAUUAUAAAAAUUAUAAUAAAGAAUGUAACCAUCAUAUGAUUAAUUAUAAAAAUGAUAUGAAUAAUUACCAACAUGAUAUGAAUAAUUACAAACAUGAUGUGAAUAAUUACCAACAUGAUAUGAAUAAUUACCAACAUGAUAUGAAUAAUUACAAACAUGAUAUGAGUAAUUACCAACACGAUGUGAAUAAUUACAAACAUGAUGUGAAUAAUUACCAACAUGAUGUGAAUAAUUACAAACAUGAUGUGAAUAAUUACAAACAUGAUAUGAGUAAUUACCAACAUGAUGUGAAUAAUUACAAUCACUGUGUUAAUAAUUAUAAUCAUGAAGGUAGCAACGAUAAUACAGAUAAUAAAUACAACGGUAAUAAUAAUUACAGUGGUCAUAAUAACCAUCAUGGUGAUAGUGAUCACAAUGCCCAUGAUAACUACAAUGAUAAUAAUUACCUUAACCCUUCAGGUAGAAAUAAUAACAGUAGUAAUAAUGAGGGGGGAAAUGAUGAUGAAAGUACAGAUGAUAAUGAUGAAAAUGAUAAAGAAGAAGAUGAAGAAAAGGAUGAAGAAAAUGAAGAAAAGGAUGAAGAAAAUGAAGAAGAAAAUGACGAAGAUAAUGAAGAAGAAAAUUACAAAAAAGAUAAUGAAGAAGUUUAUAAUCAACAUAAAAAUUGUAACAACCAAUUCGUGAAAAUUGAAGGUGAUAACAUUUUUGAUAAUAGUACUAGUAAUUCUUUACACAAUAUAUGUUAUUCAUAUAAAAACAGAUAUAAUGAUUCUCACGUUUAUUUAAUGUCAGGUGAAAAUGAAAUAAUGGCACACAAUAAAAUUUAUAGACCUCAAGAAAUGGACAUACCUAUAACACAAGAUAAUAGUUUUGUGUUUCAAAAUAAAAAUAAUGGAAAUCAGUAUGAUGCACAAAUGAGUGAUUUUUAUAAUUUUCAUUUGAACAGCAUGAAUAGCAUAAAUGACACUAAUAGUAUAAAUAAUAUGAAUGUUAUAAACAAUAUGAAUGAUUUAAAUAAUAUGAAUAAUAUAAAUAAUAUGAAUGUUAUAAAUAAUAUGAAUGUUACAAGCAAUUUGAAUGAUAUAAACAAUUUGAAUGAUAUAAACAAUUUGAAUAAUAUAAACAAUUUGAAUAAUAUAAACAAUUUGAAUAAUAUGAACAGUAUAAAUAAUAUACACAACAUGAAUAAUAUGAACAGCAUAAAUUAUACAAACAAUAUAAAUAAUACAAACAAUGUAAAUAAUACAAACAAUGUAAAUAAUACAAACAAUAUAAAUAAUAUGAAUAGUAUGAAUAACAUGAAUAACAUGAAUAACAUGGUCACUAUAAACAAUAUGAAUAGUAUAAACAAUAUGAAUAAUAUACAGAACGUAAACAACUUAUACAAUUUUUAUAAUGAAAAUCAAAAUAGCAUAAGUGUUCCAAAUGUACAUGGAGAUUUUAUGAGUGAAAAGACGAAUGAGGAAAAGAUAUCCACAAAUGAUUUAGAUACAUAUGAAAAUCUUAAUAAAGAUAUGAUAAAUGAUUUGAGUAUAAAUAUGAGUUUAAACAAUUAUAAUAAUGAAAUGAUGAAUAAUGAAAUCUGUAGUUCUUACUUUGACAUGUGUAACAAUAUGGACGAACCAUACAAUAUCAUGAAUAAUAACAAUAGUACUAAUAGUAGUUAUAAUAGUAGUAAUAAUAACAACAAUAAUAAGAAAAACGAAAACGAAAACGAAAAUGAAAACGAAAACGAAAACGAAAAUGAAAACGAAAAUGAAAACGAAAAUGAAAACGAAAAUGAAAACGAAAAUGAAAACGAAAAAGAAAACGAAAACGAAAACAAUAACAAUAACAACAUCAACACCAAUGAAAAUAAUAAUUAUAUUAACAACAAUAAUAAUGAUAAUAAUAAUAAUUUGUUUGAAUGCGAUAAGUGUAAUGUCGAUUAUGAUAUAAUGAAUUUUACAAACAAUACUUAUAUGGAUAUACAAAAAAUACUUCAAAAUGAUGAUAUAUUAAAACAAGAAUUUGCUAAUAUAGAAGAAUGUUUUAAGAUACAUACGUCUCCUUCUAUAAAUUAUAUGAAAGUAAAAGGUAAAGGUGAAUGUUGCCAUCAAAAUCAACAAAUAAUGUACGAACAUUAUGAUGCAGGGAAGCAUUCUAAUAAUAAUUUUAUAAGGAAUAAUGAUGAUAUAUACAAAAAUUUAAGUAUCGACGAAUUUUUUCUAAAUCCAAAUAACAUAGAAGCUAAUAUUAUAAACAAUGAUAUAAUUAACGAAAAUAUUAAUAGUGACAUAGAAAAAAUUAUGGAUAUAAUGACUUCAAAUAAUAAUAAUGAAAGAGAAGAUAAUAGAAAUCAUUCAAGACAGGAAGACGAUAAGGGAAGGCAACAAACUAAAGGAAAAGAAAAAUGUAAAGAAAAAGAUAAAUAUAAAGAAAAAGAUAAAUAUAAAGACAAAGAAAUUGAUAUAUACAAAGAAAUAAAUAAUGAUAAGAUGAUAACUGAAGAUAUGGGAAUAUAUGGAGAACAAAUUAAUUUAAAAAAAAAAGAAUUAACCAACUUUUCAUCUUCAUUCAAUAUGUCAAAUAACAACAACAACAACAACAACAUUAAUAAUAAUAAUAAUAAUAAUAAUACAUUUGAUAUAUCUACCAAAAACAAAGAGAAAAAAAGAAAAAUAGAUUCUCUAGGAAACAAUUAUGAGAAUAUAAUCUCUUCAAAUGAUUCAAAAAUCGAGAGCAUACAUGAGCAAUCAACCUCAAGAAAGUUUCAUAAAAUUAAUGAAGAUAAAAGAAAAAAAUAUCAAAAACUUGAUAUAAGAACUUUAAAUAAAAACGUUCAAAAGAACAAAGAAAUAUGUACGAAUUGUUAUAUACACUAUGAUAAUUUUAAGUCAAGUUAUAUUUUAACCUUUAUAAACAGAAAACAAAAAAAACAAAGAAAAAUUUUCCCUGUAGAACCUAAUGAAAAGGAUGAAGCAUAUAUUGUACAAAUUAUAAAAUAUAUUGAAAAAUUAAAGGAACAAGAUAAAAUAUUUGGAAUCAACAAAAAUGAGGAAAAACAGGAAAAUAAAAAUUGUUGUCUAAAUGAAGGUGAACAGCAACAGGGGACGUUAAAUAUAAAUACAAACAUAAAUAAUUGUAGUGAUAAUAUUAUGAAGGGUAAUAAUAUGAAGGAUAAUAAUAUGAAGGAUAAUAAUAUGAAGGGUAAUAAUAUGAAGGAUAAUAAUAUGAAGGGUAAUAAUAUGAAGGAUAAUAAUAUGAAGGAUAAUAAUAUGAAGGAUAAUGAAGUUGCUCAUCAUGAUAGUAUGAAUGAUCAUAAGGUAAUUAAUAAGGAUAAUUCGAAUGAAAACAAUAUGAAUAAUAAUAACCUCAAUAAUAAUGAUAAUAUAUAUAAUAAUGAUAAUAUAUAUAAUAAUGAUAAUAUAUAUAAUAAUGAUAAUAUAUAUAAUAAUGAUAAUAUAUAUAAUAAUGAUAAUAUAUAUAAUAAUGAGAAUAUAUAUAAUAAUGAGAAUAUAUAUAAUAAUGAGAAUAUAUAUAAGAGCAAUAUAUAUAAUAAUGAUAAUAUAUAUAACAGCAAUAUAUAUAAUAACAACAAUAUAUAUAAUAAUGAUAAUAAUAAUUGCAGUAAUAACAAUGUUAAUAUGAUGAACCAAUUUCCUUAUGGUAAUAAUACAGAAUAUAUUUUAAAUAACAAACUUACAUUUAAUAACAAUGAUCCUAAUCAAGAUAAAAGCGAUUUAAUAAAUGAUAUGAGUAGAACAAACGAAAAUAUAAAAAAUAAUAAUAUGAAUAAUUUUGUACAGAAUUUUAAUGAACAAUUUUUUGUACAACAAACCAAUUUUAAUUAUAUAAAUGACAACAUUAAUAAUAUAUCUCCUAUAAAUAAUAUGAAUAAUAUAAAUGGUUUAAAGAAACAUAUGAAUCGUACAUAUUCAAGAUCUAUAAGUAUGUAUGAAGAUAUAAAUAUCCCACAUAAUGUUGAUUAUAUUAAUUAUAGUAUAGAAAAUGAUAAUGUAUAUGACGAAAAUUAUAAUAUAGUAUUAAAUCAAUGUGCAUCAAAUAAUGCAAAUGUAACUAUGUUCUUCGAAAAUAACGACAACAAGGAUAAUUCAACAAAACCAUCAGGGGAUGUAUAUAUGGAAGAUAUGAACAUACCAAAUAAUAUGAAUAAUAUGAAUAGUAUGAAUAGUAUAAAUAGUGUGAAUAGUAUAAAUAGUGUGAAUAGUAUAAAUAAUGGAAACAAUAUUAACAAUGUAAACAUUAUGAAUAAUAUAAAUACUCUUAGUUGUAAUAUAAAUAAUAAUUCCUUUGCUAAUAAUUUAUAUGAUAACAAUAUAAUUUCUCAUAAUAUGAAAAAUAUCAUGUAUCCAUAUAUAAAUAACAAUAUUACAAAAACAACGAAUACAUCUAUUAAUGAAAAAAACCAAGCGAAUAGAAUUAAUAAUAUUCCCUACACCAAUUUUCAUAACAUACAAAAUAACAACGAUGCAGAUACUAUGACAAAUUUUCAUAACAUACAAAAUAACAACGAUGCAGAUACUAUGAAAAAUUUUCAUAACAUACAAAAUAACAAUGAUGGGCAUACUAUGAAAAAUUUUCAUAACAUACAAAAUAACAAUGAUGGGAAUACUAUGAAAAAUUUUCAUAACAUACAAAAUAACAAUGAUGGGGAUACUAUGAAAAAUUUUCAUAACAUAAAAAAUAACAAUGAUGGGCAUACUAUGAAAAAUUUUCAUAACGUCAUGAAUGAAUAUAACAGAAAUGUAAAUAACAAAACAAAUUAUGAAGAUCUAGAAAGUGUAGAUAAAAAUAUUUCACGCGAAAAUAAUAUGUAG